UUUUCACUUUGACUAGGUACUGCACUGAGCUGUGGAUGGACCGUAGCGUAGCGUUAAUAAAUUGUGUUAAAUAACAACGCACAUCUUAAUCUAUUUCUGCUCAUGCUUAAGAAUCUGUAAAAACUAUAUAAAUAUCAUGAGCAAUCUAAGGCAUUUGGUAAUGCAAAGUUUUAAAAAAAUACACAGAACUAGAUUGAAAGUAUUUAAGGGUGAUAUAAAGGCAUUAACUGCAGCCAGGCACAAGAUUAAUGAAGAGUACAAAAAAAACAAACAUGUAUCUGAUGCAGGGUCUAUACAAGCUAUGAUAGAGUUCAGUGAGGGUGUAGAGAGAGAGCUGCGAACAUGUGUUAUACAGGCUCGAGAACUCAAACCCGGAGUAUUUGAAGCUAAAAUUACACAAGACACAGUGAAGCUAGACAACAUCCCAUAUAAUGAUGCUGCUGUUAUAGAGGAGGGUGCCGAUGCUGGGCCGGCACGGCCGUGCUGUCAGGAACAACCUCAAAACAAAUAAUGUAGAAUAAAUGUAGUAAUUCUCGUCAGUGUAUUAGUAGUAGGUAGGUACCUACUUAGUUUAGUUCUUACGUAGUAAGUUAAUUACUUUGUGAUUUUUUUUAUAAUAUAAUAAUGGUGCUGACUCCAGUACAGACUAUCUAAUUUUA
Messenger RNA from Pectinophora gossypiella (pink bollworm), 659 nucleotides. RefSeq names its product complex III assembly factor LYRM7. NCBI's taxonomy places the organism in Eukaryota, Metazoa, Arthropoda, Insecta, Lepidoptera, Gelechiidae. The coding region runs from base 137 to 511 and encodes 124 amino acids. Gene Ontology annotation, biological process: mitochondrial respiratory chain complex III assembly. The record is from RefSeq and is a predicted model, not a curated record. The transcript is spliced from 4 exons.